Molecule: messenger RNA, 2589 nt
Organism: Fulvia fulva
Lineage: Eukaryota; Fungi; Ascomycota; Dothideomycetes; Mycosphaerellales; Mycosphaerellaceae
Exons: 2
Coding region: 1-2589 (862 amino acids)
Biological process (GO): regulation of DNA-templated transcription
Molecular function (GO): DNA-binding transcription factor activity, RNA polymerase II-specific; zinc ion binding
Source: RefSeq, a predicted model, not a curated record
AUGGACGAUUUCCACGCCUUCACCUCGCAAGAAGGCCUGUACGAGUUCGGCUCAGGCUUCGCGACAGCACAACCGCAGCAACAACCAGCCCAAGUCCACGGCCAAGCACACCACGACCCGCGGUCGCACUCAUAUCCGCCAUUUAUCCAGACUUCGCAUCCUCAAGCCCAAGCUGCCUGGCCGCCGCUGCCUCUCGGAGCGAUGGAUCACGAGGCGCUGGCACAUCAGCAGAGCCAGCGGCAACAGCACCCUCAGCACAACCACCAUCCGCACCAACAGCACCAGCCACCGCCUUCGCAGUCCUACAUGUCUGCUCGCUCGAACCAGCAACAACAGCAGCUGCCCCAACAGCAGCAGCAGCAACAACAACAACAACACAGCCGUCCGAGUAGCAACCAUGACAACAAGCAGAUUAACCUGCAGACGGCAGGCCUCGACCUCGAGUACGCGAACAUGCUGCCCAACAACUGGCAAUAUCAAUUACAGCAGGCGGCCCAGCAACCGCAGUAUGGUGGUGCACCGGAUAGCAAUACUUUCGACAUGAACGCCUUCAACGCCGCCUCUUUUGGAGCACAACUGCAGUCGUCGCCUGUCGACUUCAUGCCCGCAACAACCGCUGGCGGUUAUUCAGUGUCCGCUGGAAUGGACCCUACGACCUACAUGACCAUGGCUGGCCCAAUGGAAUCGAUGAACGCCCUCGUCUACCCACUGAAUGACUACCAAAACGAAAUGAUGUUUCCUAUGAGUAUGAAUUACGGCCAACACACCAACGAGUCCGUGCACUCGAGUAUACACGGCGGCUCGCCCACCGGCACGAUCCUGGAAGUGCAGUCAUUAUCUGAUAAUGAGGGCUCUUGGUCUCUCGUCAACUUCAACCCACACCGCCAGUCGCUCGACUCAAUAGGCACGGUCUCCAACCCAAGUCAGAACCUCCACAUUCGCACCCAUUCCGACUCCUCAUCGUCGGACGGACCUCACUCCGCCGAACUGUCGGGCAGCUACGAGGAGAUUGCGCCAUGGCCCAUAACGUCGCCACACGAGUUGACGGGCCAAGACUACCUCGAUGCUCAGUACUACCAACAUACACAUGGACUCUCCAUGGCAAGCCAACAAUACCACACAUCGCCAUCGUCGUCAUUAGCUGUCAGCCCUACUGCAGGACCCGCUGGUGGGUACAGGUCGUCGGGUUCCUCGACUACAUCGCCUUCAUCAUCGGGGCCCACCUCGCCACCACUUCGUCGUCGGAAGUCACCUGUCGAUAGCACCGGCAAGACAACCAAGGCUGUCAUCAAGAAGACUUCGCCACAGGCCAGGAAAGACGCAGUUUCCGAAAAGAAGGUCGGUCGUAGACGGGGACCAUUGCGACCGGAGCAGCGUCAGCAGGCUCACGAGAUCCGAAAAUUGCGCGCUUGUCUACGAUGCAAGUUCUUGAAGAAGACUUGCGACAAGGGCGAACCAUGUGGUGGGUGUCGACCAAGCCACGCCAGGCUAUGGCAGGUCCCCUGCACGCGCAUGGACAUCAAAGAUAUUGCCUACUUCAUGAAGGACUGGAAGGCCGACUACGAGCGACAUGUCAGCCUUGGUUUCAGCGUUAACAACAUCAAGGGUUUCAGCCAACACGAGCGUGUCCUUUACAUCACGCACGGAUACGGUCACUACCUACCAAUCAACGCACGCGAAGUCUUCGUUCGGGAUGACCAAUGUUUCGGCAUUGAUUGGGUGGAGACCACUCGCAGUGAGAACCCAGAGGAGUUCGACGUCAACACAGCCAAGCUAUCAGCAGGCAUGGAAGGCGUCAGCACAACCCUACUGUCCGAAUACCUUGACCGUCACCUUGACACUGGCUUCGAGACGUUUGUCGAUGACUACUUCGAGGGCACCAAGUUCUUGACCGAGAUCCUGAAGACGGCUUACCGAUACUACGUAAAGGAGCGCACACCAUCGGUCAGGAAAGCCCUCAAACUUGUCCUUGCAUACAAUCUCACCCUUCAUGUGACUAUGGUCGAAGGUCUUUCGGAAGAGGAACAAUUCCAGGGUAGGAUAUUCGACGACAAGUCAAAGUUCAACGGCAAGACCAUGGCACCUGUCAUCAUCAACUUCCAGAUCAAGUGCGCGCUCGCGGAGAUGUGGCGAGAACUCCAGAAGGACAUCCUGGAAGAGCUAUCCGCCCUAUACUCGUCAGUAUACUCUGGUGAGAAGCUCAAGAACUGGCCGACGAUCUUUAUGCUGGCCGCCAUUCUGCUGGCCAUUUGGGAAGAGAUGCAGUUCGACUGCCACUACCGCAUACCAGAUGAGGUGGCUGUCAAGAAGUUCUGUGACGACAUGGAGACCACACCAGUCGGUGUGAUCGUUGGCCUGUUCCAAGCCAUCUCCACCAAGCUUCCUGGUCUCCAAGAGUGGGACUCGAAGAAACAUUCCCACCUUUUGAACGACAACUGGGCCGUCUGCGAUGCCCUGACCGAGGUCAGAGGCCACAUCAACAAACAUGAGAAAUACCUCAAAGAGCGUCAGAACGCCAAGUUCGACCGAGACGACUUUGACUGUCUAAGCAACAAAUUCUUGAGCAAACUCGUGAUUCGUGCGAACUAG